Tribolium castaneum (red flour beetle) is the source of this 637-nucleotide messenger RNA. RefSeq lists its product as uncharacterized. The transcript has 4 exons. Gene Ontology annotation, biological process: regulation of mitotic cell cycle spindle assembly checkpoint. Gene Ontology annotation, cellular component: anaphase-promoting complex. Bases 218 to 559 code for a protein of 113 amino acids. NCBI's taxonomy places the organism in Eukaryota, Metazoa, Arthropoda, Insecta, Coleoptera, Tenebrionidae. The record is from RefSeq and is a predicted model, not a curated record.
AACCUAGCUAACUCGACCACAUUCUAGGGAAAGUGAAAACGUCAUGUUGGCGAUAUUGAUGUCGGUGAAGACAACACCAAAAAUGAAAAAAGAUCUUAUGAAAUUAUUUAGACAAGUGCGCUAUUGCUGGAAAAUUAUGACCCUAAAUUUGGUAGUGGUAGUGACAAAAUAGUGACAGUUUGAAAAAUUGUCUGUAAUUUUUUCGCCCCCUUGCGAUAUGAGUAUACCGUUAUUUCCCAAACUAAAACCAAAAUUGAUCGAUCCGUUGUGGUUUGACGUUGAUCAGCCUUGCGACGAUGAAGAGGAAGUGUCGCAAUUAGAGGCACAACACCAAGCUUGGCUACAAUCCAUAUCGCAACGUGACAGUGAUUUAGCCCCCAUUGGUAAAACGGUUUGCGAGAAUUUGGAUGAGGACGAUGAUGAGGAGGACGAAGACGAUAACGAUGACGAUGACGAGUCCGAGAGUCACGAUGAGGAAGAAGAGGAUGAAAUCGAAAUGGACAUCUCGCAAGAAAGGAAUUCGCCAGUCGACGUAAUAAACCCCAAUGCCACGGUGUAGUUUAUUUAAAAUAUUUACCUAGCUCUUAGUGCUACAAAGCUGUACAUAAUUCUAAAUAAAAAAUAUUUAUUUCAAGAA